Molecule: messenger RNA, 675 nt
Organism: Aspergillus calidoustus
Lineage: Eukaryota; Fungi; Ascomycota; Eurotiomycetes; Eurotiales; Aspergillaceae
Source: the annotation of a GenBank genome assembly
AUGACCACGAACGCGACGCGCGGGGGCCGCGGGGCACUCAUUGUCGUCGAAGGCCUUGAUCGAGCAGGCAAAUCCAGCCAAUGUGAAGCUCUUCGCAACUUCUUACAGCGGGAAGGGCAUUCGGUCAAAUACAUCCGGUUUCCAGACCGAACUACAUCGAUAGGAAAGAUGAUUGAUGGCUAUCUACGAGGUCAGUCACAGUUGGAUGACCACUCGAUCCAUCUUCUAUUUUCCGCAAACCGAUGGGAGCUCGCGCAGAGCAUUGAAGCAGAUAUCGCCAGUGGGACCAGUGUGAUUAUCGACCGUUAUUCAUAUUCUGGCGCGGUAUAUUCGGCCGCAAAGGCCAAUCCGGCGCUGUCACUGGAGUGGGCAUGGUCGCCUGAACUCGGGUUACCGCAGCCAGAUCUUUGCCUUUUUCUCAGUAUUUCCCCCGAAGAUGCUGCAAAACGUGGUGGGUUUGGUGGAGAGCGCUACGAGAACGCGACCAUGCAAUCACGGGUACGUGAGUUGUUCAACACCGUCUUUGACCUCCAGCAGGGGACAGAAGCCCAGACGAUCGACGCCGGAAGAUCGUUUGACCAAGUAUCGAAUGAUAUCUCAAAGGUCGCAAUUGAGUGCAUUGCACGCGUGGGCCACGCAGGCCCUCUAGGAAGGUUGACGGCUUUGUCCAGAUGA